AUGGCCGAUCUUUCCACUCGUCCAUGAAGAAGGACGGUAUAUGCCUCCAUAGUACACUAUAUAACUUGUAAUAUGGCGGCACCUUCCAGACACGUGCUCUGUCGACUAGAUAAGGGGUCGAGGCUAAUACCUCUGAUGCAGAAGACAUGUCGCUAUUGUACAACCAGUCAGAACAGAAUGAAUGAAAUUUGGACGCAGAAAAUUGACCGCAACCUCGAGUUACGAGCUCUUAAACAAGAUGGCGUCGUACAGCACGCGCGUCCUCUCAUGUUGUUGUUUGGAUGGAUGCUUGCUAAGCGGAAACACUUAGAGAAAUACGAGGAGUAUUACCUAAAUAGGGGCUACAACGUUCUCACUGUGUCAGGUUAUCCAAUGGACAUUUUAAAACCAAUAAGGGCUCAGGGAAUAGCCAGCAGCAUUCUCGCGCAUAUUGAUGAUAGGACACGUGUAGUUGGAAAACAGCCAAUACUCCUUCACGGGUUUUCAGUCGGAGGGUAUCUCAUUGGCGAGUUUCACGUGAAACUAAACACUGAGGAGACUGUAGCCCGUAACCUACUCAUAGCACAAGUGUUUGAUAGUCCGGUUGACUUCGACGGUAUUCCAGUAGGUUUUUCCAAAGUCUUGACAAAAAAUCCAGCCCUUCGGUUUUUUAUAAGGAACUCGUUACAUCUAUACAUGGCAACUUUUAAAAAGAGUGUUUCAAAAUUUCUUAAAGCUUCGGAAGCUUUCAAAUUCAAUAAGUACCACGUGCCUUCACUUUUUCUGUACUCCAAGGCAGAUCCGGUCGGAAAUCCGGAAAGAAUAGAAGGUGUUAUACAAGACUUUUACCAACGGAAUAUUCCAGUAAUGAGUAAAUGUUGGCAGGACUCACCGCACGUGAGUCACUAUCACUAUCACCCUAAAGAGUACGUAGAAAUCCUAUCCUCGUUCUUAGAUACUUAUGUACCCAGUCCUGCUGGUGACGAAGGCCAAGAUAGUCAAGAGGAGAAUAAAGGCCCACGGAAGAUGGCUAUAGGAGGACGUUGAACGUUAUAUAUUGUUGAUGUGUUCGCAAGAAAUCAAACAUUUUGACUAUUUCAAAUAACAACUAAUCAGAUUUGUAUAGAUUCUAUAUAUAUCUGCCUUCUAUACUUUUAAUUCUAUGUCAUAUUGUAUCAUUAGCGCCAUUAUGCUUUUGAAAUAGCAUUGCCUUGUCAGGUUCAGAUCUAAAUGUACCAUCGGGAUAUCCUUUUUACCCUUGUCAGGUUUAUAAAUACCCUUGUCAGGUUUAUAAAUUUACCAUCGGAUGAUCUUUUCUUUUUACCCAUGUCAGAUUUUUUUUUAUAUCUGCCAUCGGGGUCCUGUUUUACCCUUGUCAGGUUCAGAUCUAAAUUUACCAUCGAGUGAUCAUUUUUAGGCUAAACGUACUCCGUACGCAUAGCCUAUUGCGACGGCCUUUCAGACAAAAUUUACCGAUCAUGGCCUUCUCAUUGGCUGAAAUAUCGAAAAUAGUUAGAGCCCUCUAGCGGCAGUUUCUGCGUAAAUAAUGCCGCGAUUUUUCAAAUCGCUAUUUUAAA
Ylistrum balloti is the source of this 1556-nucleotide messenger RNA. Its product is annotated as transmembrane protein 53-A-like. The record is from RefSeq and is a predicted model, not a curated record. Gene Ontology annotation, molecular function: serine hydrolase activity. Bases 73 to 1026 code for a protein of 317 amino acids. The transcript has 3 exons. Lineage: Eukaryota; Metazoa; Mollusca; Bivalvia; Pectinida; Pectinidae.